Suncus etruscus (white-toothed pygmy shrew) is the source of this 1692-nucleotide messenger RNA. It is a transcript of the gene YWHAH, whose product is annotated as tyrosine 3-monooxygenase/tryptophan 5-monooxygenase activation protein eta. Lineage: Eukaryota; Metazoa; Chordata; Mammalia; Eulipotyphla; Soricidae. Gene Ontology annotation, cellular component: cytoplasm. Bases 152 to 895 code for a protein of 247 amino acids. The transcript has 2 exons. Gene Ontology annotation, biological process: signal transduction. The record is from RefSeq and is a predicted model, not a curated record.
GAGGAGCGAGCGGCGGCGCUGCCUGCAGCCUCGGGGGCCGGCGUCGCGGCGAGCCAGUGCGCGUGCGCGGAGCCCGGGCGCCGGGGGAGCGAGGACGAGGAGCGAGCGGCGUGCUGCGAGGCCGAGCCACGAGCCACGAGCAGCGAGCGACAUGGGCGAUCGGGAGCAGCUGCUGCAGCGGGCGCGGCUGGCCGAGCAGGCGGAGCGCUACGACGACAUGGCCUCCGCCAUGAAGGCGGUGACAGAGCUUAAUGAUGAGCCGCUCUCCAACGAAGACCGGAACCUCCUCUCUGUGGCCUACAAGAACGUGGUUGGUGCCAGGCGAUCUUCCUGGAGGGUCAUCAGCAGCAUCGAGCAGAAAACCAUGGCUGAUGGAAAUGAAAAGAAAUUGGAGAAAGUCAAAGCUUACAGGGAGAAGAUUGAGAAGGAGCUGGAAACAGUUUGCAACGAUGUCCUGGCUCUGCUGGACAAGUUCCUCAUCAAGAACUGCAAUGAUUUUCAGUACGAGAGCAAGGUGUUUUACCUGAAGAUGAAAGGUGAUUACUACCGCUACUUGGCAGAAGUAGCUUCCGGGGAGAAGAAAAACAGCGUGGUCGAAUCUUCUGAAGCUGCCUACAAGGAAGCCUUCGAGAUCAGCAAAGAGCAAAUGCAGCCCACACACCCUAUCCGGCUGGGCCUGGCCCUCAACUUCUCUGUGUUCUACUACGAGAUCCAGAAUGCUCCCGAGCAGGCCUGCCUCUUAGCCAAACAAGCCUUCGAUGAUGCCAUAGCUGAGCUGGACACACUAAACGAGGAUUCCUAUAAGGACUCCACGCUCAUCAUGCAGUUGCUACGAGAUAACCUCACCCUCUGGACGAGCGACCAGCAGGAUGAAGAAGCAGGAGAAGGCAACUAAAGAACCUUCUGGUCCCUGGCCCUUCCUUCACCCACCACUCCCAUUAUCACCGAUUCUUCCUUGCCACAAUCACUAAAUAUCUUAAUGCUAAACUUCUCUGUAUUGGCAGCACAGCUAUUCAGAUCUGCUCUCCUGACCCUUGGGAAGCAGUUUCAGAUAAAUCUUCAUGGGCAUUGCUGGGUUGGAUGGUCACCGUGAGCCCACCUGAGCUCCGUUUUCGAAUAUUGCAGACAAGUGCGUGCUGAAUGAGGCAUUUGAUUAUGCCUGCUAGUCUCUAAGAAAUCCAGGGGAAAGCAAUGGGGAAUUUUAGAAAGGAGAAAUAGCCUAGGAAGGCUACAAUUGAUAUUUAAACGAUCCUUUUAAAACAAGCUGAUAGUGUUUUGUUAAGCUGUACAUCUUGUGCAUGCAAAAAUGAAUUGACCCUUCCCCCCUCUUUCAGCUAAUGGAAUACUGUUAGGGAAGCUGAUCCAAGAAGAGACCUUGCUCCUUUUCAUCAGCUUUAUAAUAAACUGUUUAACGUGAGGUUUCAGUAGCGCCUUGUUUUGCCUAUUUAAAUUAUGAAGUGCGCACACCUUCUUUCCAAUGCAAUGCAUCUAAAGUUUUGAUACUUGUAACUUUUGUUUUGGUUGCAAUUGUUUAAGAAUCAUGGAUUUAUUUUUUGGUAACUCCUCAGCUAUUGUCCUUGUGUAUCCUGAUUAGGCCCAUGUCAAUCACGAUGGGUGAUUAUGAAAUGCCAGACUUCUAAAUUAAAUGUUUUGGAAUUCAAUGGGUAAAUAAAUGCUGCUUUGGGGAUAUUA